Molecule: messenger RNA, 267 nt
Organism: Ostreococcus tauri
Lineage: Eukaryota; Viridiplantae; Chlorophyta; Mamiellophyceae; Mamiellales; Bathycoccaceae
Product: unnamed product
Exons: 1
Coding region: 1-267 (88 amino acids)
Source: RefSeq, a predicted model, not a curated record
AUGAAUUCGUGCCUCGCGGUGCCCAUCGACGUCAACGCGCUGGUGUCCACGAACGAGGGGACGCUGGAGUUUGAGAAGGAAAAGUUGCGAUUCGACGUCGACGCCAGUCGGGCGGACGAGCUGGUCGUGCAGUCGCUCACGGGAACGGCUCUGGUGGACGGGAAGAAGCUCGUGAAGGGUAAGAGACAAAAGAUUCACGCGGGAUCGAAGAUAAAGGUUGCCGAUGAAGAAUUCGUGGUGUACCGAAACGCGCACGCGCACGCCUAG